UUGUAAAAUUAUGAUAUUGGAUGUUAAUUAAUUAAGAGUUCUUUCCUCAUUUGUUUAGCCAAGGUUUUAGAUCAGUACUCCCUGUGUGUUAUUCAUAUCAUUUGAGCUGUCUGAACAUGUGAAUCCGACAUGUAACAAGAAGAACCUUUACUGCGUAUAACAACGGUGUAAUACUAUAUUGACUGUAUACAUUUGCGAAUGAUCACCAUCUUUCAAUAGGUGCAAAGUGACAGAAAAUCUGUAAACCACACAAGUAUUUAAAGAUGCCAGCAGGCGUAUCCUGGCCAAGAUAUCUAAGGAUGCUUACUGCCAGCAUGUUGUCAAUGUUUGCAGGAGCACAGGUCGUUCAUCAGUAUUACCGUCCUGAUUUGACGAUUCCAGAUGUCCCACCAAAACCCGGGGAACUGAGAACAGAGCUUCUUGGCUUAAAAGAAAGACAGACAGACUCAGAGAAACAAUGACACAUUUAAUUGCUUUGUAAUUACUGUACAUAUGCACAUAAUGUUGUAAAGACUCCCAAAACCUGAGUAAGAUGAGACAAAAAUUCUUAUUUUAUACUGUGAAUAAAAUUAUUUGUACUUACACUUUGUCUUCU
Triplophysa rosa is the source of this 595-nucleotide messenger RNA. RefSeq names its product ubiquinol-cytochrome-c reductase complex assembly factor 6. NCBI's taxonomy places the organism in Eukaryota, Metazoa, Chordata, Actinopteri, Cypriniformes, Nemacheilidae. The record is from RefSeq and is a predicted model, not a curated record. Gene Ontology annotation, biological process: mitochondrial respiratory chain complex III assembly. The transcript is spliced from 3 exons. Gene Ontology annotation, cellular component: mitochondrion. The coding region runs from base 264 to 461 and encodes 65 amino acids.